AUGAAGUUCGUGUAUAAAGAGGAGCAUCCUUUCGAGAAGCGGCGCUCUGAGGGCGAGAAGAUCCACAAGAAAUACCCGGACUGGUUCCCGGUGAUAGUAGAAAAGGCUCCCAAAGCUCGGAUAGGAGACCUGGACAAAAGGAAAUGCCUGCUGCCUUCUGAUCUUACAGUUGGUCAGUUCUACUUCUUGAUCCGGAAGCAAAUUCAUCUCCGAGCUGAGGAUGCCUUGUUCUUCUUUGUCAGCAAUGUCAGUCCACCCGCCAGUGCCAGGAUGGGUCAGCUAUACCAGGAACACCGUGAAGACUUCUUUCUAUAUGUUGCUUCCAGUGAUGAAAGUGUCUACGGUCUGUGCAGUUGCUGUCCUUAA
Mesoplodon densirostris (Blainville's beaked whale) is the source of this 366-nucleotide messenger RNA. RefSeq names its product gamma-aminobutyric acid receptor-associated protein-like. Gene Ontology annotation, cellular component: cytosol; autophagosome membrane; autophagosome. The transcript has a single exon. Gene Ontology annotation, biological process: cellular response to nitrogen starvation; macroautophagy; autophagy of mitochondrion. The coding region runs from base 1 to 366 and encodes 121 amino acids. Lineage: Eukaryota; Metazoa; Chordata; Mammalia; Artiodactyla; Ziphiidae. Gene Ontology annotation, molecular function: ubiquitin protein ligase binding; GABA receptor binding. The record is from RefSeq and is a predicted model, not a curated record.